GGCUUGGUCAGGAAAGGGGCGGUAGACUUUAUACACUGUGUUUGUCACUUGGUCUAAUUUUUCCACCACUCGAUCAACUGAGGUACUCGUGCGGUUCCAUCAGACAGAGUUCCACCAUUCGAAGUGCAUUCUGAAGAAGGAAAAGUAAGAAUCCGAACGAAGAAGAACGUUUUGCAGGUCGAGAAAAUGACGAGGUCUAAAGGCAAAACAGUUGCAAGGAGAACAAGAAGUGCUGUAGCUCCUGAAAAUGAAACUCAGCAUACAGAACAUCAAAAUGAAACUGCAAGGAUACUGAACACAGAAGAACCGAUUCUAAGGCUAGAAUAUCAUCAGCCAACAACAAGCAAAAAAAGAAAAGCAGCCCCAAAAAAGAAGAAAGCAGAAUCUGAAGAAUCAGACGAUGAAUGUGAAGAAGUGGAGACAAGCAACAGGCCGCCUUCUGUAAAUCUAAGAACAAGAGUAGGACCAGCCCCUUUCAUAAAGUUGAUUAAACAAUCAGAUGAAAGAAAAAAAGCAGCAGUUGAAAGGAUUGGAUUUGGGGGAUUACUGCAUUUAAACUUUGACAGAUUCUGUGGAGAUUUGGUUGCGUUUUUGUUGAAGAACUUUAGACCAAUUUCAGGACAGCUACAACUUGCCAAUGGUGAGCUGCUAGAUAUUGAAGAUGAAGAUGUCAAAGCUGUAUUUGGUCUGCCAAAGGGAAAGAUAGAAGUUCAAGAAGCGAAUGCGAAGAAUGAAACUGAAGAGUAUACCCAACUGCUACAAGAAUGGAGAG
Messenger RNA from Cuscuta europaea, 772 nucleotides. The record is from the annotation of a GenBank genome assembly. NCBI's taxonomy places the organism in Eukaryota, Viridiplantae, Streptophyta, Magnoliopsida, Solanales, Convolvulaceae.